UUUUUCAGUUUAGACAUGAUCCAGGUGGAGAGGACAAAGGAGAUGCGUCUGAAUUCAAUCAAGACGCAGAUACUGAGCUACCUGGGUCUUCUGGGCGGGCAGCCCAAUAUCAGCAGCAACCAGAACAACGGCACAAGCAAUCAACAGGCGGAGAUCAUCCGUCAGAUGUACGACAAGAUGAAGAGGUUACCGCAGUGGCCUCCCUCCGAUGUAUACACCGAGAAAGUACAGAGUUUCUACCCUUCCUGUGAAUUACCAAGGAAUACAGAUGAAGAACUGUGGAGCAACGGAGAGUCGAUGCAUUUGCUGUUUGAUUUGAAUUUCCCGACCAGUUUGCAAGGCAAUGUUGUCAACAUCAUCGCUGCUAAACUCAGGCUGCAUAAGGUCUCCCAGGCCAACAUGACAGUGGCUGUUUCUGAGACGUGCCCUCCUCCUGCAUUCGAUGGGGGUGAGUCCACCCCUGCCAUCAAGGCAUUCAACCCCAGCCUCCCUCUACCACCUUCCCCUAUCACCGUGGACGAUAAGAAAAUUCGAGUCUCCAUCUACUGGUACACCAGAUCCCUCAAGAAACACCGCGUGAAGAGGAAGCUGCUAGACAGUCAGAUGGUGUCUGUGUACGGGGACGCGUGGACCGAGUGGAAUGUCCGCCAGGCAGUCAAGGCCUGGAAGGAGUCCAACAAGAACUUCGGCCUGGCCAUCGAGGUGGAAGAUGAAGACGGAAAUCUGCUGCCGGCACACAAAUACUUCUCGCCUAUGAACUGCUCCAAGGAGGCCUCGACCUCCCGACCAAUCCCCGGCUUCCUGGUGGACGCGGCACGCCUCUUCUCGCUGGAGCACAACCAAUCAGAGACGAGCAAUGGCGGCAGUAGCUCCGCCUACCACUUCAACACGCACAUGUUCCCCAUGAUAGACCUGUGCACGGUUGAACUGCCCGAGACGGAAAUCGCCGAAGCUGUGCUCUAUCAUAAUGCCAAGUUCGCACUGGAAAGACAGCUGUUGACUGUCGUGAGGAAUAACAGCAUUGCGUCAGCUGACGUCAUGGAUGACAACAGGCAUAGGAUCAGGCAUCAGAAUCAUCAUAGGAUUGUGGUGAUGAACAGCACCGCUGUGGAAGCAAUGGCGGAUGCUGCCUCUUCGAUCUCGUCAUCGUCGCCUCCAGCCAGUGCCUCACUGAUCGCGUCGUCGCCAGUGCGACACACAGAGGUGGUGCGACGCGACAACGGCGACAGUGUCGAGGAGAUGACCUUCACGAGCAGCACCGAUGACCUUGACGGCGAUCAGCUGAGAAAGCACAUCAUUGUGCAGAAGGUCAUCAAACGCAACCGGCAGCCAGCGUCAGCUGAUUGAACUGCAACAGCUGAUCGAUGGUGACCUUGAACUUGACUACUUGCAACAGCUGAUCGAUGGUGACCUUGAACUUGACUACUUGCAACAGCUGAUCGAUAGUGACCUUGAAGUUCACUAAUUAGAACAGCUGAUCGAUGGUGACCUUGAACUGACACAGACUUACACAAAUGACCUUGGGUUGACAGGGUUGACAGAUGACCUUGAAAUAGACUUCUAGAUUUCUUCCAUACACAGUUAAAUGACUACUGGUGAUAGAGUGAGGUACACUUCAUAAAAGCAGUAUUUUAAGGAUAUCCAGGAUCAUCCUAUCCAUUAAAAAACCAAAAAAUGGUUUGAUUUAGAAAAAACUCAACCAAAAAUGGAAGAUUUGAAACGAACAUCAAGUAAUGAUGCAUGAUGAUGAAAGAUCUUCUAAUAUUUUUCACCCAUUUUGAAUCAACUAGCUACUUUCCUAUCUACCUAGUCGAUUUUGUGGACUGUAAAGUGAAUAAAACCAUUAUUACAGAAAUCAUUUAUUCAAAAAAUUGAAUAGAAAACAAUAUAAAUGCGCACCUCAGUUCACUCAGAGUUCAUAAUAUUGGUGAUCGAUUGCUUACUUGAUGAAAUGUUUAUUCAUUUAUCUUUGACAAUGCAUGUCAAAAUGAUAGACUUCCCAUGAACUUUUCUCUAAAAUCGACUGAAUAUUAUCCAAGCUCUUCAUAAUAUUGCAUUUUUUGUAAAUGAAACAGAGCCUGUAUGCUUUUCUUAAAAUGUGUGUAUACAGAGCUGGGCUACUCAUUUUUUAUCCAUAGAAUAACAUCAUAGUAGGCUACCCUUUUCUUGAAAAGUUUUCAAAUAUAAAAUAACAGAUUGAAAACACGAAGCCUGUAGGCUUUAUAUUUUUUUGAAAAACCUGCAAUUUUUCUUGGUUCCAUAUUAUGAAACCAGGAGGCCUCUAUAAAUAAUUAGGAAUAUCUGAUAAUAUAGUUGAGUAUUGCCUAUAUGUUUAUUUAUUAAUCUCAAGAAGAACUAAUGCUAAUAUACAAUAUUUUGAACAAUUCUCAACAAUAAAAAAUAAAUAAUAUGAAGAAAAAACCAAGGAGAAAGAAUAUUAUUUAUGCUUCUACAAUAUUUGGAACAAUUUUUAACAAAAGAAAAAGAAUUAUAUUGUGUUUUCUCUGAAAAUAAAUAAUAAAACAGCUCUUCUCAAAUGUAAUGUCCAAUAGAACUGAUAUAAUAUUGUAUUAUUGAACAGUCAUUUAGAUUUAGGUUUCAAAUAUUUUUGUUCAAUGUGAAUAAUUAUGUUAUUCAUGAAUCAUAACAAUGAACUUCAUGAUUCUUUAUUGAUUCAUACAAUAAGUACAUCAUCAAAGUUCUCUUUAUUCAGAAUAGCCCCUGUUGAAUCAGUAAUUGAUGAAUACCAAUUCUAUUGAAAUAAAUUAUGGUAACUGAAAAUCAAACUUAAAAUCGGAAUCUGAAAGACUGACUGUAUAUUUUAUGAAUAUUAUAUAAAUACUAAUUAAUUCUUAAGCAUUAUGCAACAUGAUGCACAGUAGUUAUAACUGCUACCCACUAUUCUAGUGUUUUUUAUGUGUAGAUGAUUUAGAAUUUAAUUUAUAUUAACUCUAAUGAUAAGCUAUCUAUAAUUAACUAUUAUUCAAUCUAAUCGUUCCUUAUUUUAGAAUACGUAGUUGUAUGUAUUAAAGUUAAUGUCUUCAUGAUAAUUUAUUGUCAAACAUAUUAACUAGGCUAACUUUUAAGUUGUAAAGAUUGUGAAGCUUGAAUUUAACACUUUAUCAGGAAACAGUUGAAUAUUCAAGUUGAUUAAAUGUAUUGAUUUUUUAAAUUUUCCGGCGAAAUAUUAUUCCUGAUAGGUAUUUGAUGAUUUAAUUGAGAAAUUUUACAGUUGAAUAAUAAUUCGACAAAUAAUAAGAAGCGUUUCACCCUGUUGUCAAUAUUUGUAGUAGCAGAAGUCAUCAGGGUGAUUUACAGCAUUUAAUUUGGAUUUACGUUCAAUAAUAAUUUGAGUGAUAAUACUUGUUUGCUUAUUAGGUGAAUAUUGUAAUAUUGUGAGUUCUAAUAGUAAUUGGAGAACAGUAAGUUUUUCAGAAUGUAAAAAAUCUAUAAUUUGCAACAAAUUGAAGAUAUUGUUGAAGGUUUUAUACCAAUUGAUUUUUCAUAGCUUGUAUCAAUAAGAUAAUAUGGAAUCUAAAUUUAAAAAUGCCAAAUUAACAAAAGGAAAAAAAGAUUCAAGUUAUAUUGAUUGAUGAAAAAACAGUCAUUGAAAUUCAAUGCAACUCUAUUCAUUAAUUCAUUUUUACAAGCAGGCCAACUAAUAAUACUAUCUAGGAUUCGAGAAGGAUUUUGACUAUGAGUGUUCAAGACUUCUUGAUAUAAUGAUAGAUCACUUUUGUUUCUAGUUCUAUCUAUUAUAGCUUGUAAAUAAGUAGACUACUAUUUUUAUACUUAAUUUUUAUUUCAUCUAGGCAAGCCAAAAGAACAAUAAUAUUGUUCCGAGUUUUCAAGACGUCUUGGAAAUGUUGAUAACAUUAUAAUUUGUAUUUAACAUAGCUGUAAUUGUAAUCAUUAUUGUUUAAUUGUUUAAUAACAUUAUGUAAGUUAUCUUGAAGUUCAACUUCUAAAAAUAAAAUCUAUGAGAUAAUAAUA
Messenger RNA from Nilaparvata lugens (brown planthopper), 3993 nucleotides. RefSeq lists its product as uncharacterized. Lineage: Eukaryota; Metazoa; Arthropoda; Insecta; Hemiptera; Delphacidae. Gene Ontology annotation, cellular component: extracellular region. The transcript has 7 exons. Gene Ontology annotation, molecular function: cytokine activity. Bases 16 to 1347 code for a protein of 443 amino acids. The record is from RefSeq and is a predicted model, not a curated record. Gene Ontology annotation, biological process: SMAD protein signal transduction.